AGAGAUUAAACAUGGCGGAGAAGUUUGGACGCAAUGUUUGGAUGGUAACAGAUAACACGAUUUUAUGCAACAACAGUUAAAAUAUGCAUGGUGUAAAGUUACUGGAGAAAGGCUGAUUGUUCAUCAUGGUCAAAAAGAAAGAGAAAGCACCAAAGCAAGCUGUAAAGAAAGAUGCAGGAAAGAGAAAAGGAAAUGUGGUUAUUCACACUGGACUACCGCCAAAAGUCGAAGGUCAGCUGAGAUGUUACUGUUGUCUAACCAUUAGUCAGAUAAAAUGGUCGUGCCCCUCCCCUCCUGAUGUUACCCACGUACGUGUCAGGUGGUGGGGAGAAGACGGAGAUGGAGCAAUCUUCAGACCAUAUGAUGCCAGGAAGGGUAAUUUGGCCAUGGCUAAAACUCUGGCUAAAUAUCCCAUCAAGUCUGGUCCGAAGCAGUUUGCUGCGUAUCUUACAGACAUGUCCAGUCUGUUGAUCGAGGUCCUCAGCGGUGGAAUGAUGGUUCCGGUAGGGUAUGCUGAGGUCACUGAUGUCGGGAAAAUCUCACCAACUUCACCUAUCAAAGGGUGGUUUCCUGUCAUGUCUCCAAACGAAGACAAAUUAGCGGAUCUAGAGAUCUCUUUAAACUUAGAGACAGUUUCAGACUCUUAUGAUAGUCUGGGAGACACUAUUCCUACGACAGAUAUCGGUAUGGAUGUUAAUGGUGCUAACGAAUCCAUGUACCCACAACGAAUACAACACAAACCUUGUGCCGUCCCCCCAAAGAAACCUACAGAUGACCCCUUCAUUUCACCUGUGUCUAACCAGAAUGGGUCUGUCCCAAAUGGGCAUACAAAUACUGCAGCGGAUUUGAGGAAGCAGCUCAAUUACAGUUUCCAUGACAACCACCAUUAUUCGCAUCCUCAGCCUGUGCAGUCUGGCAGCUCUGUGGAAGUCAGCGCUAAUGGUGACAUUGUUACAUCCGAUCUGGACCAAAAUCACCUCAAUUUCAUCUCCCACCCUACCCCUAAUCACAGUGCCAUAUCAGUACAAUCCUCAAGUGCAUUACGUAAACCCAAAUCACCCAAGAAAAAAUCAUCCAAUCAUAUACCUCAUUCACAAACGUUUGCUAAUGGCAGUGAUGAACCAGUGGGUGGAGACUUGCUCUCAAUUCUUCUACAGAAAGGAGAUAAAUUACGCAAAGAGAUGAUCAUUUCAUCCAUUGAAGAUAGUGCCUCUCAGUCAAAAGAAAUUCCAGGUGCUAUGCCGCGGACUGAACUGGAAGAAAGGGAUGUGGAUCUAUCUAGAAUGUCUGAAAGCCGACAAUCAACAGGAAGUUUUUUUAAGGAAAUUUUACGGUCUGAGAAAAGUUACAAGAAUGACCAUGUUGAUGUAUCACAGUUCGAGGAGAACGCCAUUGAUUUAAUAAUGGGCGGAACAGGACUGGAUGAUAUAAAGAUGUUGACGAUGGGAGCACGAAGUCCGGGGUAUGUAUCAGAUGACCAGGAUUUGGUCAGUGACCCGGGUGACCCGAUCCACAAUGAGACUCUCCUGAAGGAAUUGUUCUACAAAAAUCCAGACAGCGAGGUGAGUGAGAUGAGUGAGCUUAGUGAGGAGGAGAUAACUUACAAGAACUUUCAGAGUAAACCAAGGACAGCUUCACCAGCGCCCUCUGUAGAGGACCCUGCUAACGCUCGCCCCCCAUCGAGGCGGUCGUCAGUAUCCAGUGUUACCUUGCCUCUGCCCAUGACAGAAACCCCAAAGACAACACCCAAGAAAAAAACUGAGAAAUCAAAGACUCCGAAAAGGAAAGGAAGAGUUAAAAUCAGAAGGAAUGGCAGCAAGAGGAGAAGGAAAGGGUCAAGGUCGCGCAGCAGUGCCAGUGAAUUCAGCGACAAUGACUCCGUCUACACCUCCAGAUCAGAAAUGUCCCAGGUGUCGUUUGAUAUGCCAGCUUCUGAUCUGGAUGAACCAGAACAAGAGGCAGCGCCAAGGCUGAAGAAGAAGAAAGUGGAUGGUUUGAGUGUUGAAAGGCUGACCUUGCUAGGGAGAGUUCAUGUUGCAAGAGUCACCAUUGACCAACUCAAACUAGUGGGCUACGAACAAAACACAACUCCGUCCAAAAAGAAGCCAGCCAGUAAAUCCAUAGGCAGGCCUCCGAAACCUUCUCCCAAGGCCAAGAAAGCUGUAACUUACUUUAUCGAAUACCAGUUCCCUGUAGUGGCCACAUCUAGGGAUAAACAUGCACCCAAUGCCAUGGCAACAGAGGUCAUGCGGGUUGCCUCAAAAAAUGUCAAAGAUGGAGUUGUGAGUUUUAACCACCGCUCAGUCUUCCCGAUCAUGUUUGAUGGAACAGCAGUAGACAAUUGGUGGAAGUCCGCUCUAGUUUUUAAACUAUUCGCAAGAUCUGCUGGCCAGAAAGUGCCAAAUCAGGUUGGAAGUUGUGGUGUUCCUUUGAAGUCCAUACUGAAGUCGGACACACUUCACCUGGAUUGUUCGCUGGAUAUACAGGAGAACAGUGUUAAUAGAUUCAGUAUUUCCUCCAGGCGAGGCAGUGACAUCGAAGGAUUCUACGGAAAAUUAAAGGUGUCCGUAGAGUUAGCUUCAGACAACAAAGAUUUCUCAUCAGCUCUCGCCAAAACCAAGCUGGCAGAAAUGAGUGGGAAAGCCAAAAUAGUGCCAAUUCCUAAACCUUCCCCAGCAAAACCCCCCGCAGUGUCUCAGGAACCAAGAAUUGUGAAUAUACAAGACCAAGUGCAGCAUUUCGACCAGUUACGCAGACAGACAGAAUCAGAAAUGAAGGAAAGUCUAGUAAGAGAAGUCGAAUCCUUCCUACAAAGAAAUUCUCAGUCCAGCAGUGUGAGGUCGUCACAGCAGAAGAACUUUGACCACGGUCUACUUCAGAUCCCGGUGACUUAUGGCCAGUCCGAUCUUCCAGAGGUUCUAACCUUGCACACCUUGUUAUUGAUCCCCGAGGGUCAGAACAUCACUCUAAGUGGAAUUCCCUGCCUUACCUCACUGAAGAGACAUCCGAUAUUUCCUCCCAAACCACAAACACUGGUUUCAGAUCCCGCCAGUCACAGUAUGAACUCGAGAAACACGUACCUCGUCUGUCGAAUGUUCUGGUGUGAUGAUGCGGUACAUUCGGAUGUCUGUUGGAGUGACCCCCAGCCUCCCUAUAACUUUUCACAGAUUGCACCAGUACUGGUUUCUCAGAGUCUGCUAGAAAGGAUGAGAAACAAUUUCAUGAUUAUAGAAGUGUGGGACAAGAAAACUAAUUCUGAAAAUGACAAGCUGAUUGGUAUUGUGAAACUAAGCCUUCACCAAUUCUAUAUGUCCUUCAGAGACAGGAAAAUCUCUUCUGCAUUACUCAAGUCACAGUACCCAGUGAUUGCAGUGGACAAUUAUCUGCCUAUCGUCGACCCUCUCAGUGGCACUCAGUUUGGACAGCUCAAGGUUCUGUUGGCCAUGGGGUCAGCAGAACAGGUGUCAGCGCUACAACGAAUGAAGAUGGAGAACGCAGCAGGACUGCACGUUGUAAGACCUACUCACCAGCUUAAUGGAAACAUGGAAACUAGUCUGGAAUCUUCCGCUCGGAACCAGUUCGGGACAUCUGUUCUCGUGGAGCACAUUUUUGAGGUGGUGAUAGAAGGCAUUCGAGGUCUCUCAAUGUUUGACAACAUGAUGUGGGGGGAGGCAGACUGCUUCAUACAGUACCAUUUCCCCACCCAGGCACAGACUGGUGUUCCAGGAGCCCCGAUAGUUCGACACAGUGUGCCACAGAUGAAGACUUUCCGUAGUGCCACCACUCUGUGUAUACCAGACCCAACAUUUAAUGACAUCACUCGCCACAGAAUGUGCCUGCCCCAAGGAAGCCCCGUUCAGCGGGAGUUAUUAACAGCCUGUGCUGGAUCUGGCAGUAGCGGAGGAAUCCCAUUUGAGAUCUGGUGUAGAUAUUACCAUCCUAACGUCAGGGAUCAGUGUAUUGCUAAGACAAAUCUACCACUGGCCAAGUUGUGUGCCAUGGUUACCAUGCAGAAGAGGAAUGACCCAGCUGUACAGACAUUUAGUCUGCCGAUAAACGCUGUGCCGGGGGAUGGGCAGGAGGAGCCAGAGCAACUGGCCAAGCAGAAGGAUUGUGGAUUAUUGACUUUAACAAUUCACUACAAAACCCACACAGUCCACAAUGACAGUAGUACUGCAGCUCGGAGAAAUAUUGGACAAUCUCAAGUCUGUUUAACUGUGGGCAUCCUCAAAGCAUGCGGACUCAAGGCGGCAGCAGAGGCCUUGGCAUACACAGACUCUGGAAUGCAAUACCCCGCGGAAGUGGGGGUUAACACAUACAUCAAAGUCCAACUGUCAUUUUUAGACAAAUCGGAGGAGAGAAUCUCGAGAACGGUGGCCCGCUCCUUUACACCGCAGUUUUCCCACACAAUGGAUUUCCCUUGUAACCUGCUGUGGACUGAAGCUAAUAACGAGGCUCUCUCAUUGGCCGAGAUUUUGGAACAAGGCCAGUUAAAGUUAGAAGUGUGGCACCAGGUCCCAGGGCUGGCCUCAGACAUCGAUCGUCAGAUGUUGGUGGAAGGUGACAUGGAUGGCGGGAAAGUCAGUGAUGUGUUAAUGGGCACAUGUGAAGUACCGCUGUCCUCCCUAUUGACUCACAGAACAGGAAUAAGUGGCUGGUUUCCCAUCAAUCUCUCGUCCAGUAUCACACCAGAGGAGAAUAUGGAAGCUGAGGGUUACCAUGGAAACUGCCUUCAUCGAGUUGUGGGUGGUGUGGAGUUGGAAAUUAAAUUUGCACAUCAUAAUGACCGAGAAAAGGUGAUCCAGGCGGGGCGGGGUGUGGGUUGGUCCCCGGUGGAUCAACAGGUGGAAGAUGAAGAAGAGUGGAUGAGUGAUGAUGAGAGCUCAGGCCGAUUUUAUAAUGUUACCAUUUGUGUGGAUCAGGCAAACUUCCCAUUGGCCAACGCUCUUGCUACGGGUCAUGACACGCUAGAAAAGGCAGCCAGGUGUUACAUACGCUACAAACUCUACGACAGAGCUGCUGUGGUAUCCAAGGUAACCAAAAUGGCAGACAGUGAGGGCAUUCUGACAUCAGAACUGGGGCACAAGCACACACUUCAAAUUUCAGCUUCUUCGCCAUUUCGCUGGUUUCUUCGUGAGGAGAAGCUGGAGAUUCAGGUGUGGGUCAGCUACAGCUAUAACCAAACCCAGAGACCCCAGCUGCGAGACAAACUGAUUGGGACGGCUUACAUCGCCCUGGAAACCCUUGCCGACCAGCGGCGCACUCAGCACAGAGUCAGUGGGCUGUACCCAUUGUUCAAGGCAGGAGGAGCAAAUUUAGGAGGGGCAUUUAUUCAGGCUCAUGUGACACUGAAACCCAUGUUUGGGGUCCCAAGUCAGAGAGAGAAUGAAGCAAGCAUGAUAUCCGACAUCCAUGAUACUGAUUACGACCCCAAUGACAGUUUUCAUCAGCUGACUGGCCAAUCAAAACGCAGGAAAUCCGUCAGUAAACAGGCCAGACUACAGCAGGAGGAUGAAGAAGUAAUCCCAGCAUUCUCCGUCUUGAUUUCAGUGGAACGAGCCAUGCACUUACCACGUGUAUCUGAACACAGCAGAUCCGGGGAACACUUGCCAAACUCGUAUGUAUCAUACCAAGCAGCUGAGUCAGACGACCCAACUUGUACUGACGUGAUUCCGAACUCGGACAAUCCUGUAUGGGACCAUCAAAAUGAAACUAGACUCAGCACACAGCUCUUGUAUCAGGAAAAUAAGAAUUUGGUAUUCAAAGUUUGGCACAAACCCAGUUCCUGUGGAAAGACCCCAGACAAGAGUUCUGAUAGAGUGCUGGGCUUUGUUUCGGUGGAUUUAACUCCCCUGGCUUCAGGACUUCAGCUGAUGUGUGGCUGGUACAACAUCACGGACUUCAAUGGGCAAUGUCAAGGACAGAUCAAGGUAAAUAUUAUUCCACAAGAAUGUUUGAGGCAAUACAACCAGGAAACAAAUUCCUCCAACCAGCCAGUUAGUCUUCCAAUGAGAAGUGAUUCAUCCGUCCAUCAUCUUCCAUCCUGGAUUCACGAACAACCAAUGUCUUUCCCGCUCAGUGACAAGCCUUUCUCCUCCAGUCUACCUCAGUUUGAGCCCUCAUCUUUGCCUGAUCUACAGCAGCCUCAUGCUUUGCAGCAGCAGUUAGUGGAAAACAUCCGAUAUUUCCUCGAUCAACAGCAGGCCACACUAGAUUCUAAACCGGACUUUACAGGAAUCAGCACAGAGAGGGAAGCCUCCUUACACUGGGUCCCAAAGAUGCCCGAGCACAAUUUUGAAGAGCCCAAUGAUAGCUCUAGAUCUAUUCUUUUUAACAAUUUGAGGAAACAAAUGCAGGACUUGGAUCAUGUGACAUCCAGACUGAAGCAGAAGUUGUCUCCUGUGUUUAGUUUACCUCAACAGUUCCCCUCAGAACCUGACGCUCCCACAACGUGCCGUUCCACCGGACAUGCUACGCUGACCUCAACACAUUCUGGUCUGAGCACCAUCUCCACGCUUCACUUACAGCACAGUCAGAGGGACUCGUCACGCACUCACGAGAGCGAGCUACUUCUAACAGCCUCAAACGAGGGCGAGUCCUCCAGAACGGGUGUCGACUCAGGUGUUUUGUCUGUGACUCAUUCGAGUGAAAAAUAUCAGGAUCCGGAGGCUCUAGACUCGCAAAGAAGUGAUGGACUCGACACCUUUAGACUGAGGUCUCUGACUCGGGACUUCAACAAGGACUCGCCACGAGAUCACAGUAAUUCAGACACUGGAAUCCACUGUCCGUACACUUGUCCUGAGGAUCAUUCUUCUUCAAACUCUAAUGCAGGGAACACUCCACGGGAAUCACACAGCAAGAGUAGCACACCAAGAGGACUCUCAUUACACAGCGUGGGAAGCACGCCGAGAGAUCCAUACUCGGUGUCAAAUGGAUCCAAAAUGUCGGAUCCUUCUUCUCUGGGAUUUCAGUAUCAGGGGGAUAUGUCCUCUAGGAGUCAGAUGUCGGGUCGAAAUGGAAAUCAAGAUGUAGAUGGGAAUGUGAUGUUUGGAAUAGCAAACGAGAAUAAUUCUAAUAAUGUAAAUUGUAAUGCGGAUGAAAAGAAAAUGGGAAUGAAAGACAUGUCUGUAAUAGAGGAGAAUGCGGAUGAAAGUGGAGGAGAAGGUGACGAGAAGUAUUACCAUAGAUACCGGGACAUUCUCGAUGAACAGGACAGUGAGGGUUCAGAUGACGAAAGCGAAGCCGAUGUAGUGGUACCCAGAACUUUGAAUGAUGUCUCUGGCAAAUUUGGGGGAAUACCUGGUCACGAAUUUCGCUCAAUGGCGGGCUCCAGAGAAUCGCCUCGAGAGUUCCACCACAGUGAUCACACGAUGCCAUUUGAUGUGAGAAGUGAUUCUAGAAGUGGUUCCAAAUCAAACUCUGGCAGUAAAAAAACUUCCGAGGGAGAUCUGACGGACCGCGAGGAAUUGCCAAUUGAAAAUCUGCAAGACUCCCGGUGUGACAAGCAUCAGUUUUAUGUUGAGAAAGACAGCUGGUUUUCUGAUGAGGAAGUUGACCUUCAAAGGUCAAGAUAUGAACCUUCCUAUGGCCCUGGGUCAACAAGGUCAAAUCCCUUGGAAGCUCAGGAGGAAGAGAAUCAUCAAGAUAUUGUUGAAAAAGACAGUUGGUUUUCAUCUGAUCAUAGCAAAUCAAAUUUAGACUCUUCACAUUUUCCCAAUGAAGACAGUGAAUCAAAUGUACCCAGAAAUUCAAAACAUUUAUUAUCAAAAGUGAAACUUGACACAAUUUCAUCAGUUGGUAGUAAAGAAUACGACAGUUUUUAUAUUGAAGAGAGGGAUUUGCUUAACAAUGUGGAAUUAGACUCUGUGACUUCAGGUACAAAUACGCAAAAGGGAGAAUCCGUUCACAACUCGACUGCUUCAUUUCUUACGAGGAGGAGCGCUGAUCACGAGAAUUUUAAUUUGGAAGAAAGUACUCAUGACACUAUACCCAAGUCUCCAAAGCUGAUUUAUGAUCAUGUUGUUAGUGAGUUAGAGGAAUUCUUUCAACAAUCCAAAUCGGGAAAUGCCGGAAAUCAGUUCAAAGACGAAUAUGAGACUGAACAAACAGGUGAUUUUGUUCAUUCCAAAGAUCCUGAAAAUAGAAAUAGUGAUGUAGAAGAGUUUGACCAAGAAGUUGUGGAGGAAGUUGAAAUCUGGACGGAGUCAACAAACCAGGACAAUUUGACUGGUAAUGGUCAGCAGCUCCCCAAUUUCUUCUUGCCUGUGGAACAUCUCCAGGAGUCGAUGAAAGUUCUACGUUUAGCCACUGAAGGCAUGCCAGCAAAUCAGCCAAAAGUGGAGAAGGAAGUCUGUUUCGAUCGCAGGGAGGAGAAAAGUCAAGCAGCUGCAGAUAUGAAAAACAAACUCAGUCAAAAUAUGACACAAGCACGCUUUUCUAAUGGACCAGUAAGAGGCAGACAACUGCCCACAGCAGAGGAAGCCAAGAGGAUUGCAAAAAUAUUUUCUUCUAAGGCUUCUUAAACUAGAACUAAAUUCCCUCCUCAUUCACUACAAUUUUUGAAGAGAAUAAUUCCUCCGAAUUCUAUAGACACACGAAAUGUACAUGUAUCUCAUUGCUAGUCUUGGACAAUAGAUUUAGUUUCAGUUUUUAUAGUUGUUGGUAGAUUUGAACCAUUGAAUUGAUAAGGUCAUUAAUUAUGGGUACUUUUGAUUAAAUUAGCAUGUAUUGUCUGAUUUGGUGACACCUACCCUUUGGAUAUAUAGAAUGAUUUCCUAGAAUUUCCUACCCACAAUUCACUGUAGAAUGUAACUCCCUCCAGCCAGUGGUUAGAUCUAGUCAUUUUGGUUGUUUGUUUUGUCAAAAAAAAAAUCUUUAUUUUAGAAUUCAGGACAGUUCACUAGAAAUGAAUGUACUUUUGUUGGUGAAUUUUUGCGUAGGUUGAAGAUUGAGUAGAACAUUACUGAGUUCUGUGUUAUCUUGAUGAAGUGUUGAUGAGAAUGGCAAUGGCCUCAUUAUAUGCAUUUAACCUGUACUUUGUUAAUACAGUGUCCCUGUUAGAUGUAUCAAGUCUUAUCUGUGAUAUUUCAUGUUUUUUCCUCACCGUGGUGUAAAUGUUGUAUAUACGUGUACAGAAUGAUUGUUAUCGGUAUGCAGUACAUCAAUGUAUGGGAUUGACCACAAAUUGUAUCUAUGUACUAAAUAUAACAUACAAUUGUAUCUAUACAAAUAUAACAGGUAACUAUACAAUGUAUCAGCUAUCUAUACAAUAUAACAUAUCUAUACAAAUAUAACAGGUAUGCAUUUUACAGGUGAUCUGUUCAGAUUUCCUUCUGUAAUGUUAAUGAUCUGGUGCUUGGUGAAAAAUCUUUAUGAUGUUCUUUGAAAUAUAUUGUUGCAUGUGUUUCCUUUGAUCUGAUUUAACCUUUGACCCAGAAAUCUCCUAAGUCGCUAUACUUCACAAUGGUAAUCUCUGUGUAUUUUAGUGGAAUGUUUUAUUUAAUGGUACAAUUUGUAUAUAUUGUGAUGCUAAAAUUUGAAAUCCAAGCAGUUGUGCUUUGUACAUAUGUAAAUAUUACCUAUUAAUUUAUUACUUCGAACUCAGAUAUUAAAAUUCAAUUUUGAUAUUAUUUUUAGAGGGAAAAUGUAAAAACAAUGAAAUAAAAAUUUAAAACAUU
This is a messenger RNA of Ostrea edulis (European flat oyster), 9677 nucleotides long. Its product is annotated as C2 domain-containing protein 3-like. Gene Ontology annotation, biological process: cilium assembly; centriole elongation. The coding region runs from base 126 to 8522 and encodes 2798 amino acids. The record is from RefSeq and is a predicted model, not a curated record. Lineage: Eukaryota; Metazoa; Mollusca; Bivalvia; Ostreida; Ostreidae. The transcript has 41 exons. Gene Ontology annotation, cellular component: centriolar satellite; centriole.